GAGCAAAGUGAACAGGGACCUGGAGGUGGGGAGAGCAGAAUAGGAGGCCGGGAAAGUGUCUUAAAAGGAAAAUGCAGGGUUUGUCCUUAAACCUGACGUCAGAUCUGUCUAAAAAAAAAAAAAAGACAGUAAAAGAAAGAGACAAAAGGAUUUAUCUGCCUUUAUGUAUGUGUCAGUGAAGGGAAACUUCAUGACUCUGCCCCAGAGGGAUCUGCACCCAAGGGGACCCAGUCUGGCUUCAAUCAAUGUAUCCAAGUCUGCCUGCCAGUGAUGAGGUGGCUCCCAAUUUGGAUUUUAGCAGCAAGCAGCAUUUGCCAGGUAUUUUGUCAGAACGCCACUACAAUGUCGCCUGUGACUUCCGUAACCGAAGCUUACACCCGGAGGCAGUUCUGUAAGUGGCCGUGCGAUUGCCCACAAUUCCCCCCAACGUGUCCGGCAGGGGUGAGCCUACUCACGGACGGCUGCGAUUGCUGUAAAACCUGCGCCAAGCAGCGAGGCGAGAACUGCACCGAGGCCGACACGUGUGAUAUUCACAAAGGACUGUACUGUGACUACAGCAGGGACAGUCCUAGGUACGAAGUGGGUGUAUGUGGACAAAUGACUGGCGUGGGCUGCAUGCUCAAUGGUAUUAGAUAUGUGAAUGGCCAGAGCUUCCAGCCCAACUGCAAGUAUAACUGCACGUGUGUUAAUGGGGACGUAGGAUGUGUCCCGCUCUGCACAAACUCCCGACCGCCGCUGGUCUGGUGCCAAAACCCCAAGCGCAUCAAAAUGGCCGGGAAAUGCUGUGAACAGUGGAUAUGUGAUGAUCUGAAGAGGGUCCGAAAAACGUCUCCUCGUCAUAUCGCUUCUUCAGCAUAUGAAGGCGAAAGUGAAUCCUGGCACAAUAAUUGUAUCGUACAGACGACCUCAUGGAGCCCCUGCAGCAAAACAUGUGGACUAGGAAUUUCCAUCCGGAUAUCCAACGAUAAUGACAAGUGCAUGCUUCGCAAAGAGAGGCGUCUGUGCAACAUGAGACCAUGUGAGGUGGAUAUAACCAAACACAUAAGGCCAGGGAAAAAAUGUCUAUCAGUGUAUAGAGAAACGGAACCAAAGAACUUCACCAUAUCGGGCUGUUUGAGCAAAAGAACGUACAGGCCCAAGUACUGUGGCGUUUGCACAGAUGACAGGUGCUGUAUACCCUACAAGUCGAAGACCAUCCAAGUGGAGUUUGACUGUCCGGAUGGAAGUGGCUUCACGUGGAAUGUCAUGUGGAUCAACGCUUGCUUCUGUAAUCUGAGCUGUCGGAAACCAAAUGACAUUUUUGCAGAUCUGCAGAGUUAUCAUGAUUAUACAGAGAUUGUGAACUGAUGUGAAGGCCUGUGAUGGAGGCGACCGUCCAGGACCACCUGUGACAACCAUGUCCUCAGUGCUGUGUUCUACAGUUCCAAUAGGUGCUAAGAGGUUGGAUUGGCAUAUUCCAUGAAGAAAAAUGUUUCAAGUGUUUGAAUUGGGUGGAAACUUUAGGCACAAUGCUCACCAACCACCUCCACUCCAUUUUAUCCUUCAGUUUAGCCUUCAUUCUGAUGCAUCUUCUCCUUUUAAAUUUCCAAUAUUCUUUUUGUUUUUCUCUGCGUAUUCCAACUGUUGUUUCCUUUAUCCUGUAUCUUCAGUCUUUCUUCAUUCCUCUUUCUUUUAUUUUCCAUUUCUUUUCUUCUGUAUACUAUUAAAUUUGCCCUUCCCUACCUGUAAAACUCUGCUGGGAGUAGAACAGAGUUAAUGGGGUUCUAAAAAUCAAUAUUUGGCAUGGACAUCCCAAGUUUUUUACUUGUAAAGGCCCCUAGAAUUCCUUUCUGGUUUUGAUUGUGUCUACAUUAUGACUGGACAAUCAAUAGGCCUCAGGUAAAAGAGUGCUGGCAGGUAGUGAUGAGUGAAUUUUUUUUUCACCAGGCAUGGAUUUGUAGCAAAAUUCUUUGUUUUGUCAUCAACAAAUUUCUUUAUGAAACUUCUGCAAAAAUUUGCCUUGAAAUUUUUCACUGACAAAACUGCCAUGAAAAAAAAAAACGCUCAUAGGAUUGAGAAAAAAAAGCCUAUGCCUUUCAAAUUUUUCACCUUUUCACAAAUCUUUCAGCAAUUUUGCUAAUUUUCUGGUGAAACGAGACAGAUUUGCUCAUUGCCUGGAAAUUUAGAUCCAGUGGCCACUCUGACCCUGGCGUCUUAACAACAGAUAAUAUUUUACUACCUUCACAUUGUUCAACGUACAUAUGAAAAGAUCUGAGUGUUUUUGUUCUUUCUGAAUUCUUCUUUAAUAGAAUCAUCGGCAAUGCCAUUAAACUUUCUUUGAAGAGGGUAAAAAUUUAAA
Molecule: messenger RNA, 2338 nt
Organism: Xenopus laevis (African clawed frog)
Lineage: Eukaryota; Metazoa; Chordata; Amphibia; Anura; Pipidae
Gene: ccn4.L
Product: cellular communication network factor 4 L homeolog
Exons: 5
Coding region: 271-1347 (358 amino acids)
Biological process (GO): animal gross anatomical part developmental process; positive regulation of cell differentiation; signal transduction
Cellular component (GO): extracellular region; gap junction; cytoplasm
Molecular function (GO): integrin binding; heparin binding
Source: RefSeq, a predicted model, not a curated record